Spodoptera littoralis (African cotton leafworm) is the source of this 2704-nucleotide messenger RNA. The record is from the annotation of a GenBank genome assembly. NCBI's taxonomy places the organism in Eukaryota, Metazoa, Arthropoda, Insecta, Lepidoptera, Noctuidae.
GUACUGCGCGCGCAUGUUCAAAUUAUAAUGGCGGUUUCUUCAACGAAAUAAAAUAAAUACACUAACUUUUUGUUACAAAAUUCAUGCUUUACGACUUUUCUUAUACUCGAAAUAGUGUUUUAAUUUAAAAUUGUUUUUUUAGUAGUGAAUUCAAACGUGUAGACACGGAAAUCGCGUGUGGAAGUGUGUGGCAAAAUGUGAAAGUUUCUUAUAAGAAAACAGUGGUUCAUUUUUUUUACGUGGUAUCCUACAUAUUUCUUGUUUCUACAGCUGUUUUGAUAUUUAAAAGUCGGUACAAACAACAACUACUUAAAUGUGAAAACAAUUACAAAAAAAAAAAACAAUAAAAAAGUGUCGAAGUGUAAGUGAUGUGAACAAUAAUGUGGACUGGUAUGGACUACGUGUAGUUUCCCGCCAAAACAAGAUGGCUGCCGUCAUAAAAUGGCGGCCUAGACGCUUAGGCGCCAUGUUGCUUAUUUUAUUUAUACAAUUUGUUAAUGGUUACGAAGAAAUAUACACAAUAUCGCAAUUAUCACCAAAAUCAGCGACAGUCGACAGACUACCCCAAGACACAGUCUUGCAGACCAGUCUCCCAGAGAACGUAGCAGUAAGAAUAGAACCCAGCAUCAAAAACGAUGAAGAAGAACCACCUCUGGUCAUCCACGAAGACCUGGAACAGCACGUGAUAGUCGCUAGGUCUGCAGACCCUGUAAGAGAAUCUAGAUCAAUAAAUAUAGAUGAGAUUCCGAGCUCAAAUAAUGAAAUUGACAAUCAUUUAGAGGUACAUAAUAAGAGAAAAUACUAUGACAUCCAUCCGACGAAGACUACAGGGUAUUUGAGGAGUGACGAUGAUGUCAUACUGUCUUCGGAAGGUUUCGGAGAUAGGCUGGAGUUUAAGUUUCCGGGGGAAGGGAAGAGGGUCCCAAAAGCGCGCGCACUGGCGCCUAUGGGGCCCAGAAUACGGCCUACUGCAGUGCAGCCGAUUUUUGCGACAGCUACCCCUAGGAAAGACGAACCGAGACAGAAUACUGAGAUUCAGAAUAUCAUAACUGGUCUCGUCAAGUUACUGAAUGGUAAUGUUAACGUGCAAGCUAAUUCUCAGCUUUUAAAUGGAAGACCAGGUCGUCCUAUGGCGUCUAGGAUCAAUAAUAGAGGUCCUCCAAAGAUAUCUGACGUUCCACCGCUGCCAGACUUCGAUCCACCUAUCUCUCCACCUCCUCAUCACUUCCAUCCUACUAAGACACCUCCUCCAUAUCCAUUUGACAGGCCACCAGUCUACGUGAACCUACCAGAACAGAUUGUUCCUCCGUUAAACAGACCAGGUUUCCACAGACCGAUGCCUCCUUGGCAAAGACCAAGACCAAGACCUCCAAAUAGGAGACCAAAUCCUGGUCUACCGAUGUACAAACCUAUGCCUCCACUACCAAAUAUACCAGAUAUACCUGAUGUGGAAGAGAAGCCAGAUGUUGUAGUUAGUGAGAAUGAGACAACUCACUCUGAGAAUACGUUGCAUCAUGAAGAAGCUGAAGUUACAGUUGCUGCUGAAAACACAACUGAAACAGAACCGAUUAAAGAAGAAAAUAAUGACAAUGAAACUACAACUGCAGCUGAAACAACUUCGUCAUCAACUACAACGACUACAACGACAACCACCACUACAACAACUGAACCCCCACCACCAGAAACCACGACCACAGAAAAAACUACGACCACAGAAAGAACUACGACCACAGAAAAAACUACAACAACAGAAAAACCGACAACCACAACUGAGAAAAAGAUAGAAAAACCUAAACAAGAUAAGAAAAAAGACUCAAUAUUUGGUGAAAAAGAAAAACCCAAAGACAAAACUAAAAUAGAUGAUAGACUUAAUAAGACUACUCCAAAAGAUGAUCUAUUGGAACAGGCUAUUAAAAUAAUAGAGCCUUCUUUAAUAGAAAUCCCGUCUACUUCAUCUACUGUGUCAGCUACACCUACUGACGGUCUUCUUAGUCACACUCCCUCAGUCAGCGUGCCGUCAUCGUCAUCUUCAUCGGCUUCAUCAUCAGUGGAUGUGAUAGAGACGUCGUCGAUUAAUUCUCAACCGUUGCCAUUCCACAUCGAAAAUGUGAACCUAUCAGGCCACGAGCACGAUGACAUCAUAGUCUCACCAUCAGGGGAGCAAGGGUUCGUCUCCAUCGACGGCAAGAGGACAUACUUGAACCUGUUCGAUACUUCCACUGCUGCUCCUACCAUCAGACCUACUAGGGUGCAGAGUAUGCCUCAAUCUGUAUCACCCCUCCCACCUCCUCCUCUAGCUCCCACCCUUGGCACAGGAGAAGCUAUACCAGCAGAUGACAUCCCCCUACCUCAGCAGCCAGUGGCCUGGGACGCUAAGCUGGCGGAUAAGGACUCAGACCCGUACCAGCAACUGAGCUACGAAGCCAUGCAAGAAACAGCAGAGACCCUCCGGCCCCAGGUGGGGUCCGACAUACAGAAGCACCUGCUGGGCGUCAUCCGCAGGCGGUCCAACAACGUGGGCGCCUCCGCGCUCUACGUCGACACCCCCGCCGGCAGUGUACUGCCUUUACAUGGCUACACGAACCACAUGGCGACGGAAUCCACAAGUUCUGAAGCAUCAUCCCACGUGCAGGAGAGAGCUGAUCUAUUGGUACCUAGACCCAAAUCCAGGGCCAGGAGUAUGCAUGUAAGUUGUCUGCGCUAA